AGCGACGCGUCUGUUACACAGGAAUCCACAGUAAACACAGACUGUCGCCACACCGAGAACAAGCCAGCUAACGAUUACACGAGCAGAAAGUGAUGUGCUUGUCUCAUCUGGCAUAGUGGGACACUAUAACUGAACCCGCUCCCUGUCCUGUUGCUGUUCCCCCUGAAGACAUCCACCACCACCCCCACCUCCCUAUCUCGUCCUCCACCUCCUCUUACCUCCCCCCGGCCGCCCCUGUGAUGCCUCCCCCGUGCUGUGGCUACCUGUCACAGUACACUCAUCAUCAUCUGGUUGUCUUCCUCCUCACCUUUUUUAGCUAUGUGUUGCUACAUGCGUCCAGAAAGACGUUCAGUAAUGUGAAAGUCAGCAUCUCAGCCCAGUGGACACCGGCUUUCCAGAAUGGCAGCGCACCAGCUUUCUCUCCUGGCGAGACAUGGGAGGAAAAUCGUCUGUUUGAGGAUGAAGAGCAGGCCACUUUGUUCCUGGGAGCUCUGGACUCCAUCUUCCUUUUUUCAUAUGCAGUGGGUCUGUAUCUCAGCGGUGUGAUUGGGGACAGAGUGAACCUGCGCUACGUGCUCUGUUUCGGCCUGUGUGGCUCUGCUGUAGUGGAGUUUCUGUUUGGCACUCUCACCGAAUGGCUCCACAUCUACAACGUCUAUCUGUACUGUGGCCUGUGGGUGCUGAACGGCCUGCUGCAAUCAGCUGUCUGGCCCUGCGUGGUGGCCGUCAUGGGCAACUGGUUCGGCAAGGCUGGCCGUGGCUUUGUCUUUGGCCUGUGGAGUGCUUGUGCCUCUGUAGGCAACAUCCUGGGGGCCUUCCUGGCUUCUAGCGUGCUCAAGUAUGGAUAUGAGUAUGCCUUCCUGGUGACCUCAGUGGUGCAGUUUGCCGGGGGGGUGGUGGUGUUCUUCGGCCUACUUACCUCCCCAAAAGAAGUCGGUUUGAGCUUGGAGUCAGAGACUGGACUCAGUCCGGUGGAGAGGGACACAGACAGCCACAGGCCUUUGAUGAGCGACGAGGAGGAUGAGGCGGAGGCGGAGGCGUACGCCAGACAAUACCAGUCAGUUCAGCAGCCGGACGAACCUCUGGCCGAGGCUCCUCGAGCCAUUGGCUUCUGCCAGGCUUUCUGUCUGCCUGGCGUGCUACCUUAUUCCCUGGCGUAUGCGUGUCUGAAGCUGGUCAACUACUCCUUCUUCUUCUGGCUUCCUUUCUACCUGAGCAACAACUACGGCUGGAAGGAGGCCGAGGCCGACCGCCUCUCUGUGUGGUAUGAUGUCGGAGGAAUCAUCGGAGGGACCGUUCAGGGUUUGAUUUCAGAUUGCAUGGGAAAGAGAGCCCCUGUGUUGGCCAUGAGCCUGGCACUGGCGAUGGGAGCCCUGAUGGGAUACAGCCGCUCACCGAAUGACCAGGUGAUAAACGCAGCGCUGUUGGCUACCACUGGCUUCUUCAUCGGCGGCCCGUCUAAUAUGAUCAGCUCUGCCAUAUCUGCUGACCUGGGGAGACAGGGGGCUCUGAGGGGCAAUCAGGAGGCACUGGCUACUGUCACUGGCAUAGUGGACGGAACAGGAAGUAUAGGAGCUGCAGGGGGACAGUACCUGGUGUCCCUGAUUGAGAGCAAGCUGGGCUGGAUGUAUGUGUUCUACUUCUUCAUCGUCAUGACGGGGUCCAGCAUUGUGUUCAUCAUUCCCUUGCUCUUUAAAGAGGUGCUUGCCAUGUGGAGAGACAGACAAGCGUUGCGGCGCCAGCUGUGAACACGUCAACAUCUGCCAGCCAUAAUGUUCCCACUCUUAUCAGUGGCAACACAGCAGGGCUGCUCACAAACAGCUGCUUUUAGGUGAGUUUCGCAAGGUAUAAAGAUUUGUGGGACGUUCUCACAGCCACCGUGGUUUAAGGUGACCUAGAGUUACAGAGCCACCAGUUAAACUCCCACAACGACCAGCGUUUGUCUAUUAACACCCAUGUGAGCAGGCACCGAGUCUUUGAGCACAACUCUGAAAUCGUAUCCACUCACUAAAAGCCUAGAAAUGCAAAUGCACACUUCUUUUAGCGUGAAUCCGAGGAUUUCUAGGUUGAGCUGAACUGAUCGAAAAAGGCUUUACAAGGGACCUAGCUGUCCAGUCUGUGAAUUCAGGCCUUGCAGGGCCAUCACAGAAUGUACUACUGUAUAUAUUUUAGGAUUUAAAUUUAUGUAAAAACCUUUUUAAAAGAGAUGCUCCUAAUUUAAGUUCAAUAAUGUUUGGCCUUUUAGAUUAGAAGUUCUUAACUUAAAGACCCCUUUGGGAUAAUUUGGGUGUCAAGAGUGUCUAAAGAAUGUGAAUAUGAAUUGUAAUGUAGAAAUUUUAUCGUCAGCUUUUGUAGAUAUGUAUGAUCUAGGGAUGGGCAUGAUUAAUCGACGAUCGAUAAUUGAUUAUUAAGAAUUUUGUCUGACGUUAAUUUGUCAUUGAUUAAACUAAUGCUGGUUGCGUUGCGUAGUGUGAGUCUUGAAGCAAUUAAAUUAAUUUCACAGUGUGGCAGCAAUUAAACAUUUUACCACUCUGGGGCAAUAUUUGACUCCAUACUCAAGUUACCUGGCUGCGAGUUUCCGUUUUGAUUUCAAAAGUAAUCAUGAAGAGGACACGGCGAAGUGUGGCGUGGGACCUUUUUUUUUUUUUUUUUUAAACGAUUUAGUUCACGGCAAACACUGAGAUGCCGUGUAUAAGUACAACACGGCCACGACUCAAAUGAUGUAGCCUACCCAAGGGACCUGCAAGUUCAUUGAGAUGGAUAUUGGAACCAGCAUAUCACAUUCAGUCACGACGUACCAUCACCAGACUGGUAGAAACUCACUAGGAAGAACGGAAUAAGGUUCCCCAGGCUGGCCAAGUUAGCGCGGAGGUACCUGCGCAUCCCAGCAACGCAGGUGUUUUCGGCGGCUGGACUAUCAGUCACCAGGUAGCGGUCGCGUCUCACCCCAGAUGAUGUCAACAUGCUUAUCUUUCUCAACGCACAUCAGUAGACUGGUGCAGAAGUUGUAUCUGAGUUAGCCUACUGGUUAUUUUUUAUUAGGCUUUGUCCCGUGCCUUGGAUAGUUUUGAGUUACAUUCUGUUUAAGAACGCCGGCUCGCAGCUACAGGUUCUGCUGCUUCAGAGCGCCGCACCGCAGCGCAUAUAUUUAUAAUCUAUAUCUAUAUCUAUAACGUCCAGUUUAACUGCCACAAGUUGUUCUUCUUGUAAUUAAGAUCUCAUCGAGGAAAAACACGCUGUAUUUUUGUAUUUUCAUUGUAUUUUUAAUUUAUAAAAAGUUAAAUAAAUAAUGAAUUUUAAUAUAAAAAUAUUAAUGAUUAAUCGAUAGUCGAUCGUUAAUUCUCCCGACGAUCGACGAAGAAAAUGUAAUCGAAUGCCCAUCCCUAGUAUGAUCUUUUUGUUGUUUUCGGUCGAGAUAAUGAAUAUUGCACUGUAGUACAGUAGGCAAAGUCUGGAAGAUUUUAGUGAACCACUCAGAUCUUAGCUUGGUUUCUCUUGUGUACAGUGUUGUGUAAUCAGGGUUAGAAGCUAUACUGUCUGCGGGGACUGGUUCUCUCGAUUCUGUGUAUGUGUCAGUCACUGAUUGAUUUACUGUAUGCUCAUUCCUUUUUCAAGUUUUAGUGUCUUAAGUCACAUGCAAUUGCCAUGAAAACCCACAUGUGAUAUGUGAUAUAAACACAAUAAGAAAAAUCUACCAUUGCCUGACCCAUUAAGUUUACAGUGUAGCAUGCCUAAUGCACUUUAAAGUGUAAACUGCAUACUGACAUUGCAGAAGAGACACAUGUUGCCUGUUUGUAGCAGGAGCUGCACCUUCUCACGGUUGUUUGGGGAACUUGACUGCCAAUCUGUGUCUGAACAGAUUUAAAGGCCAAUAAAGGUAAAUUACUCAUGAUCAGGGUGGGCAAAGGUCAUACAGUAUAACACCAGCCAUAUGCUAGUUAAUAAUUGGGCAGGUUGUCUACUUUACUAGACACUGCGGUCAGUAACCAGCCAUCAUUUUGGGGGAAGAUUGUUUUGGUUCAAAUCAGGAAAAAAAACUAGAAUAUGUAAUUUUUUUUUUUUUUAUUAUAAUUUUUUUUUCUUUCAGCCACUGUGGCCAGUAGACACAACAUUUUAGUUUGCUCUGUUGCAUGUCGACCAUUGAAAGUACUUUUAACAUCUGUGACAGCAGGGCAUCUUUGUAUCAUCAUUACUGGUAUGAGAUGUGUUUCUUAUGCUAAACCAAGAGCACUGGAGCAUAAAAUGAGACUACACCUCCGAUGUCUCUGAACUUGCAGAGUGUAAUAGAAUGUAAAUUGAAAUGUUUGUGGAAUGUGUAACCCUAUCUGUGGUGUAUUUAUUUUGUUUUAUGUACUUUUUGAGUUUUAACUUGUGUAAAUGCAAAUUUUCCUUUUUAAAUAAAUGUAAGGUACAUUUGGCAAAUUGCGAGUUAUCUACAGAAUAUUUCAGAUAAGAUAGUGAUGGUAUCGGUGGAUUUUUAUUGUUUUACAAUUUUGGUCUUGUAACUGUUUCCUUUCUAAACUUUAUUUAUUAAAGCGCUCAUAUUUUGCUCA
Messenger RNA from Perca fluviatilis (European perch), 4553 nucleotides. It is a transcript of the gene slc37a3, whose product is annotated as solute carrier family 37 member 3. Gene Ontology annotation, biological process: transmembrane transport. Gene Ontology annotation, cellular component: endoplasmic reticulum membrane. The transcript has 14 exons. The coding region runs from base 240 to 1748 and encodes 502 amino acids. The record is from RefSeq and is a predicted model, not a curated record. Gene Ontology annotation, molecular function: transmembrane transporter activity. Lineage: Eukaryota; Metazoa; Chordata; Actinopteri; Perciformes; Percidae.